CAGGAGUUCAUCUCCAGUACUUUGAGCAGAACGUACCGAAUGAUGCAAUGCGCGUCCCUCCCCCCCCCCCCCACCUGCCUUUGACAGCAAUAUUUACCGCGAUUACGAGCCGCAAACCUGCAGCCGAGCCGGCUUUUCUGCACGAAUACGAUCUUCCCCUCGACGCGUACUCGCUGGUACUUGUUGGACCGGUUUGGAGUUUGCUCCUCAACCAAUCAGAUCCUUCGCGUGCUGCUCACCUGUCCGGAUUUCCUCCUUGUGAACGCUUCAGCGGUGACGUCAGUCCUGCGGUACCGGACCGGGCUGAUCCUCUCUCUCUCUCUGCGGGACCUGGCACGCCUCCCUCGCGUCGUCAUCGUCUUCUUCCUCCUCCUCCUCCUCCUCCAUCAUCAUCUUCCUCAUCCUCAUCAGCGCAGGACGACACGCGCGCCCGUCCGACACCCGACCAACACCCGCAUCACUUUUCCGCCUUUUGUGUCUCGGGAGUCAACGCGCGUCGUCAUGGGCAACGUGCAGCCUACAGUCGUCCCGUUCGAGGACUUUGAUGCCACGGCUGACAUCAAAGCUAUUCGCCAGGCGUGUAAAGGUUUAGGUACGGACGAAGAGGUCAUUAUUCAGAUUCUGGCCAAUCGCUCGGCGGACCAGCGCCUGGAACUCAAGCGGGCUUACUUUGAGAAGUACGACGACGAGUUGGACGAGGUCCUGACGAAAGAGUUGACGGGCAGCUUCGAGAAGGCCGCGACGGCCAUGCUGGACCCGCCUCACGUCUACUUCGCCAAGGAGCUGAGGAAGGCCAUGAAGGGGGCGGGCACCGACGAAGCCGUCCUGGUGGAGAUCCUGUGCGCGGCGACCAACCAGGACAUCGUCCGUUACAAGGAGGCCUACGCGCAGGUGCACGAACGCGAUCUGGAGGCCGACAUCGAGGACGACACCAGCGGAGACGUGAGGAACCUCCUCAUCUCACUCCUACAGGUAGCUGAACACGUUUUCUUCGCCUUGUCAGCCGCAGGAGGAAUCCGAAUUGGAGCCGCUCCUGAGGCCAGCAGGGACGAAGGCUUCGAGGCGGACGAGGAUCUCGCUUCGGAGGACGCCGCCGCUCUCUUCGAGCUGGAAAUGAAGGCUUUCCCGGCGUCUUCCGUCUGUAACCGCCAGGCAGGCGAAGGCACGUUUGGCACGGACGAGUCGACCUUCAGCUACAUCCUGUCGCACAGGAACUACGUGCAGCUUCAGGCCACCUUUAAAGCGUAUGAGGCGCUUUCGGGGACAGAUAUUUUGGACACGAUUGAGUCUGAGGCCACAGGAACUCUGAAGGACUGUUUUGUUACUCUUGUUCGGUGCGCCAAGAACCCUCAGCUGUACUUCGCCCGGCGCCUUCACGCCGCCAUGAAGGGACUCGGCACCGACGAGGACACGCUAAUCCGCGUGAUCGUGGGUCGCUCAGAGGUUGACCUUGAGACGGUGAAGGACGUGUACCUGGAAAAGUACGACGUCACCUUGAAAGAGGCCCUGGAUGCCGAGUGCGGCGGCGACUUCAAGCGUCUCCUCCUGGAGAUCUUGCACUGAGUCUUUCCGGCCUUAAUUCAAGCGUCCCGCUUCCCGUUCUCGACCUCCUCCUUCACCGUCGUCCUCGCUUUCACGAGUUGUAGCGCACUCUGGCGUGGCUUUGCGGCACACGCCCAGAAAGUAAAUCUUGCCACACUUUCGUUCGCUGCCAUUUGACGCCUCUCCGCUGUUGCUGCAUUCAGUGGAAAGUUUCCUCCUGCCACCAUUCUCAUGCGUUAACUAGCGUGUGGCAACUUUUCAGGAAAAUGGGACCAUUAAUAUCAACAUUUACACAAACGACACAUAUAUUAGUCAGUGGAGAAAAUGCUUCCGUCAUCCAGCAUAUGCGUCGGUAUCCGUGAAGGAGCGGCACAUGAUGAAUUGCAAGCUGCAACGUUCGACUCGACGUGAUCGCAUUCCGUAUCUGGCCGACUUUUAAUCACAUACGACAGUGACUUCGCUCGAGCUUUCAAACGGUGCACAAAGUGGUGUUUAACAAACACAUCUGGUAUUUCUUUUUUUUUUUUUUUUUUUUUUUUUCUCGAAAGCCUUUUCAACCACACUUACCAAAGUUCGAUUUCGGACAGUGACGGUUUUCACGCAGUCGCCGACUUUCCCGCUGAAUGGCCGAAGAAGCGGCGCGGCGCGACGACGCUCGCUCGCUGGCGCCUACGUUUGCGACGGUAGCUCGUUUCAAUCCAAAACGAUUGUGGCCGCUCUCAUAGAAUGUUGCAUUGCCAUGUACCGUAUUUAAUAAACUCGCUCGUCUAUGUAAAGUUUGCAGCAGAAAGUGGAACACGCGAACGAAUAAAUAUAUUAACAAUAAU
Molecule: messenger RNA, 2369 nt
Organism: Syngnathoides biaculeatus (alligator pipefish)
Lineage: Eukaryota; Metazoa; Chordata; Actinopteri; Syngnathiformes; Syngnathidae
Gene: anxa13l
Product: annexin A13, like
Exons: 12
Coding region: 502-1563 (353 amino acids)
Cellular component (GO): cytoplasm
Molecular function (GO): calcium ion binding; calcium-dependent phospholipid binding
Source: RefSeq, a predicted model, not a curated record